AUGCUCCUCCUGCUGGCCUCACUUCAGAUCCUGGCUCUGGCCAUGGUCCAGAGCCAAGAGGAUGAGAACAAAAUAAUUGGCGGCUACUCCUGCAUCCAGCACUCCCAGCCGUGGCAGGCGGCCCUGCUGGUGGGUGUCGCCCGCAGCUUCCACUGCGGAGGGGCCCUGCUGUCCGACCAGUGGGUCAUCACAGCCGCUCACUGCUCCCGCCCGAUCCUUCGGGUCGCCCUGGGCAAGCAUAACCUGCAGAGGCGGGAGGCCACCCAGCAGGUGCUGCGGGUGGUCCGCCAGGUGCCACACCCCCAGUACAACGCCCGGACCCACGACAACGACCUGCUGCUGCUGCGAUUGCAGCAGCCGGCCCGACUGGGGCGUGCAGUGCAGCCCAUCCCCGUGGCCAGGACCUGCGCCAACCCGCAGACGCCCUGCCGUGUGUCCGGCUGGGGCACCACGUCCAGCCCCAUCGCCAGGUACCCCAACUCUCUGCAGUGCGUGAACAUCAACAUCACCUCCCGUCAGCAAUGUGAGCAGGCCUACCGGGGCGCCAUCACCCCCGGCAUGGUCUGCGCAGGAACCCCGGAAGGCGGGAAGGACUCUUGUCAGGGAGACUCCGGGGGACCCCUGGUGUGCAAAGGGAAGCUCCAGGGCCUGGUGUCCUGGGGGAUGGAGCGCUGUGCCCUGCCUGGCUACCCCGGCGUCUACACCAACCUUUGCAAGUACGACGACUGGAUCCAUCAAACCAUUCAGAGCGCAUGA
This is a messenger RNA of Pipistrellus nathusii (Nathusius's pipistrelle), 756 nucleotides long. The record is from the annotation of a GenBank genome assembly. NCBI's taxonomy places the organism in Eukaryota, Metazoa, Chordata, Mammalia, Chiroptera, Vespertilionidae.